Molecule: messenger RNA, 1604 nt
Organism: Aethina tumida (small hive beetle)
Lineage: Eukaryota; Metazoa; Arthropoda; Insecta; Coleoptera; Nitidulidae
Product: UDP-glycosyltransferase UGT5-like
Exons: 5
Coding region: 15-1541 (508 amino acids)
Molecular function (GO): UDP-glycosyltransferase activity
Source: RefSeq, a predicted model, not a curated record
CACGUCGAAGCAAAAUGGUACGAUUAUUUUUAAUAUUGUUAUUGGUCAAUUAUGCCCACAGUGCAAACAUCUUUUUCUUCAAUUCAUUGUGUUCCAAAAGUCAUUUCAUUUGGAAUUACGCUCUGGCCAGUGGAUUAAUUGCUAAAGGUCAUAAUGUAACAUUUUUCGAUGCAUUUGCGAAACAAAAACCAGAGACUGAUUUGUAUCAUCCUGUAGAUUAUAAAUAUUAUACCAUAGAAGGAGAUCCGGAAGGAUUUCCAGAAGGAAACUUAGCUGAACAAAUUAUAUUCUAUAUGGUUUUAAUGGGGGAAAUGUGUGAUUUUGUUUAUAAAUCUGAACAACUGGACUCAAUUCUGCGGGACAAAGACAAAUAUAAAUUCGACCUUGUCAUUACUGACUUCACUAUUUUUCCAUGUGGAGUAGCACCACUUCACGCCUUCCCUGACAUCCCAGUUGUAGGGGUGACGCCAUUUCUAUUACCACCGGAAUUUUCACACAUUUUCGGCAACAAUUUACAACCUGCAUACAUACCGCAGUACUUUUCUGUGUUAAUAGAUAACAUGAGUUUUAUGGAGAGGGUGUACAAUUUUUUGGGGACCUACUGGACUGAAAUCGUAUAUUAUUACUACUGGAACGAAUUUGAGGAGGCGGCUGUAAAGAAAUACGGAUUGAAGCACGCACCUUAUAUGAAGAACGUUGAUAGAAUUUCUUUGUUAUUGAGCAAUACGAAUCCGUUGUUGGAUUAUCCUCAGCCUUUACCUCCGAAUAUUAUCCCAGUUGGAGGACUUCAAGCCAAACCAGCCCAAAAACUUCCUGAGGAUUUACAAAAAAUUAUGGACAACUCAAAGGAUGGUAUAAUAGUUUUUUCGUUGGGCACAAACAUGCGAUCAGACAAAAUUUCACCAGAAAAGAGAAAAGCUCUCUUGGAAGCAUUCAAGCAACUGAAACAAACUGUUUUAUGGAAAUUUGAAAGUGACAUUAAAGGCUUACCUAAAAAUGUCAUCGUACGUAAAUGGUUACCACAAAACGACGUAAUUGCACAUCCAGACGUUGUUCUGUUCAUCGGACAUGGAGGAGCCUUAAGUACCCAAGAAGCUUUAUUCCACGGAGUUCCUAUCAUUGGAAUACCAUUUAUCUUCGACCAAAUUAUCAAUGUUAAAUCUUUGCAGCAAAGACAACAUGGUGCUCUACUGGAUUACAAAACUAUGACCACCAAACAAAUUUUGAACACAAUUCAUGAAGUCCUUAAUAAUCCUAUAUACAGGAAGAACGUUAAGGAACUUUCAGAAAGAUUUAAAAGUCUACCGUCAAAGCCAUUGGACACAGCAGUAGAGUGGAUAGAAUACUCACUAAAACACAACGGAACAUCUUUCCUAAAUCUUAAAUCUCGGCACAUGAGCUUCUUACAAUAUACUUGUUUGGACGUAAUUUUGUUUUUGAUUGGUGUAGUUGUUGCGAUUUGCUGGAUUGUUAGAUUUUCGAUACACAAAAUUUUAAAUUUGUUAUGUAAUAAUUUAAAACAAAAAAAGAAAUGUGAUUAACAAGUUACGUUACGAAUUAUUACUAUUAUAUUUACCCCCCUAGAUAUAAUGACAACUAUUAAU